Messenger RNA from Prunus armeniaca (apricot), 1548 nucleotides. The record is from the annotation of a GenBank genome assembly. NCBI's taxonomy places the organism in Eukaryota, Viridiplantae, Streptophyta, Magnoliopsida, Rosales, Rosaceae.
AUGGCAGACAAAAGCAAACUGUUUCGCUUUAGGUUCUCUUUGCGUAAGCGUGGUUCUCAGCGUGGUCCUCAAGUAGAACCAGAGCCACGUCCAGUGGCUAAAGCCCAAAACCCUGCCCAGACAACCACCAAUGUCCCUGUUGAGCGACCGCCAUUUCGGCCUGCAGGAAUUGCCCCUGUGAAGCCCUCUCCUUCCCAAGCUCAGGCACCAUCAAGAACUGAGCAUCCUCCACCAUCACCAUCUCCAUCUCGUGCAAAUGAGUCCCGAAAACCAUCUGGUUCAACAACUGAAGCUCAAAUUGACGUUGAAUCUUCUCCACCAUCACCAUCUCGUGUAGCUUCUCAACCCUCCCAAGCAGCAUCACAAGUAUCAUCCCCUCAGACUCAACCACAGCCCACCGUUCCAGAGAGCUCUUGGCUUCCUUCCUUUUCUGCUCAACCCCCAUCACCUGCCUCUCAACCAGAACCAAAGGAAGCAAUACCUCAACCAAAUGCAGAAAUCGUUACGUCUGAAACUAUUUCCAAUACUCCAAGAGAAAUCACCGUUCAAACUCAUCCAGCUUUGGCAGAAGCAGAAACAAUUGCUUCAUCUGAGAAGGUUGAUCCUGAUACCAUUGGUGGAGAUCAAAAGCAGCUUCCAGAAUCAGAGACAGAGUCAAAAGAGGAUAAAGAGGGGAAGAAAGUAGUGCAAGUGCUGACGAAAGAUGAAAAGACCAACGAUCCAGGUUAUGGAGAACCAAUGCAAGAAACAGUCAUUCCACUUCAUGCUGCAGUAACAGGCUCAGGAGAGCACACUCAAGGGCCAGUUGGAGUUGCAUCGCAAGCAGAGGAACAGCCCGAGAAGCAAGAAACUUCAGACAGAACGGAGACUUUUACCACCACCAGCUCCAGUUCGAAACCGAUCAAAACUCCAAAAGACAGAAGCACCUCAAGGAUGUCUUUUCAAAAGAUAGUUUCGUCAACUGCAGAACAAGCUCCCCCACAUAAACAAAUCAGAGAAGAUGCUCGCAAACUUCAUAAACAGGCCACUGGGAACCAAAUGCUUGAAAAUCUAGUUAGCGUCAUCACCCUAACUGGUGAAAACAGAGGAGCAUCAAUGCACUCAAGCUCAGAACCAGCAAAAGAAGAAGAAUCCGUUCACAUACACCGCAGAUAUAAGAGCAAUCCAGAUGACAGCCUUGAAUCCACUACUGAUGAAGAGGUAAACAACAAGGAUAGAAGUUUUGAGGACGGGACGAGUCAAGAUGAUCAACAAACGAGUGCAUAUAUCAACAGCAAUGUGCAGAGCAUCAAUAACGCUAUUGUGUUCAAUAGUUUUGUCACAGAAGGGAACUCCGGUGUUGAGGCGGUUUUUCCUCAAAACCCUGCAGAAUCCAUCAAGUCCAAUGGUAAGUCAGAGCCCCUUGAAACACACAACGCUCAAUUCACCAUCAGACGGCGAUGCCUUAGAGGGCUCUUCUUGGAACCAAGUGACUCAGACCCAGAUAACCCUGAAAAGCCUCGACGUCAUGGCUGCCGCUAUAGUUGCAGGGGAAAGAGAACAGACUGA